This is a messenger RNA of Meloidogyne enterolobii, 391 nucleotides long. Lineage: Eukaryota; Metazoa; Nematoda; Chromadorea; Rhabditida; Meloidogynidae. The record is from the annotation of a GenBank genome assembly.
CAAAAAAAGUGUUAUUAUUAUGAAUGACACGCUUUUAGAAAUUAUUAUUAUUAUUAUCCAAAAAAAAGAGAGAAAGUAUUGUUGUUUUGUGUUUGUAAAAGCUAAGGACAUCCGGAUAAUCCUUCCUUUUCUCUCUGUCUUUUUUUUCUUUUUUCCUCACAGCUUCCCACACAAUUCGAUAAAUUUUUGGUGUUUGGGGGACAGCAAAGGCCGCGACGGCUGGGCCAAUAUAGAGAAAAUCAGAAGGGAAAGUCGAGAAAAAAAGAGGAGAGAAAUGGCAUGUUUGUAUAUACUUUUCAACCGAGUUUUGUGCCCUUCUUUUGCCUUUCCUUUUAUAUUUUUUUUUCUUCAUGCUAGGCAAAAUUUUCUUUAUUUUUCCGUGUUGCUCUAG